AUGCGGCUUGUGGAGCUCUUUACUCCUAACGACGCGUCAAUUGUUACCAUGAAGAGCUUUUACCUUGUCGGAGCUUCGGCCCUUAUUUCGUCGGCUGCUGCUCGAACAUUCACCGUCUUCAAUGCUUGCCCUUUCACUAUCUGGCCUGCGAUGUUCACCGAUUUGAACGUUGCACCGAACGUCCCAAACUUCCAAACUGGAUGGGAAGCACCCUCUUUCACUAAAGUAUCUUUUACUGUUCCGAAUAACUGGAAGGCUGGUCGUAUCUGGGCCCGCCGCGAUUGUAACUUUGCAACCAAUCCCGGUCCCAAUUCGUGCUUGGAUGGCGGCUGCAAUGGUGGCUUGCAAUGCGAUCCUCACACCGGCACCGGUGUCCCGCCUGCCACUGUAGCAGAGUGGACUCUCGAGGGAGACGGGAACCGUGACUUCUACGAUAUCUCUCUCGUUGACGGGUACAAUCUCCCCGCAAGGAUCACCAACAACGUGGGAUGCCCCGUUGCUGACUGCCCAGUUGACCUCGGUCCGAAUUGUCCUUCCCAGCUUAAGGGACCAUUCGACUCUACUGGCUUCCCUGUAGGAUGCAAGAGUGCUUGUGUCGCUAACUUGGAUGGCAACCCAACCAACUCAGCCAACUGCUGCUCUGGCUCACAUAAUACCCCCGCGACUUGUCCUCCCUCAGGUGUCCAAUUCUACAGCUAUUUCAAACAAAACUGCCCCAACUCUUACGCAUACGCCUUCGACGAAUCAAGCGGUACUGCGCUCUGGACGUGCGACUCCGGUCUGAACGCCGACUAUACUCUGACCUUCUGCCCUUGA
Messenger RNA from Psilocybe cubensis, 816 nucleotides. RefSeq lists its product as uncharacterized. The transcript is spliced from 12 exons. Gene Ontology annotation, cellular component: extracellular region. The coding region runs from base 1 to 816 and encodes 271 amino acids. Gene Ontology annotation, biological process: defense response. The record is from RefSeq and is a predicted model, not a curated record. Lineage: Eukaryota; Fungi; Basidiomycota; Agaricomycetes; Agaricales; Agrocybaceae.